This is a messenger RNA of Hyalella azteca, 2688 nucleotides long. RefSeq lists its product as uncharacterized. Bases 198 to 1637 code for a protein of 479 amino acids. The transcript is spliced from 10 exons. NCBI's taxonomy places the organism in Eukaryota, Metazoa, Arthropoda, Malacostraca, Amphipoda, Hyalellidae. The record is from RefSeq and is a predicted model, not a curated record.
UUUUGAGUGAUUAUGAUGCAGUGUUCUUUGGGAAGCAGAGAGCAUUUGUAAGGCAAUCUUAUGACACGGACACAUCCCGACCCUCCUCAAAAGACUACAAGCUUCAUAAGCUUUCCAAUGAAGAGUUUGACUUGAGCCCUGCACGCAGUGGGCAGCCUACACUUCAUGUCCUCCAUGAUGACGUCUUGCUUCAUAUUAUGAAAUAUUUGAGUGUUGCUGAAAAACUGACUCUUGAAGCAGUGUGUCGACGCUUUCAAUCGCUGGUUUACAGCGUGCUGGGCCAGCAAAGCGUCAUCGACUUCACUGGCAGCUGCGUCUGGGGAAGUGCUCACUCCAACCUCUCCAAAUAUCGGAGCAAGUCGCCGGUCCAGCUCACGCAAGGCCUCAAGUUCUGCACCUACAAGAUGCUCAUCAUGAACGCUAACCACCUCACAACUCUUAGACUCGAAGAGUAUCGCUGCAUCUUUGAUGUCAACGUAUUUGCUGCCAUAGGUCAACUUGCUGUGAACCUGGAAGAUUUAUGCCUGCUGUUCUCGUCAAAGAGGAAUCACUACACCUCCAUGAAGACCAUCUUCUCGCGCUGCUCAAAACUCAGGAUUUUCGGUCUAGAAGGCUUUUUCAACACGUCAGGUUCGAACGAAUUGUUGCGAGACUUGAGGCAAUGCAAAUACCUGGAGGUGUUGCGGCUGGGCAUGAUAACGCAUCUUGACUUCGCUCUUCUACGGAAGUUGAAAGCUCCUCUGAGAGAGCUUUCAAUACGCAACGUUACAACGUUAUCAAACUUCAGAUCAAACGAUGGCUUUCCGGGCUUUGCGGGCUUCCCUUUCAACUCUACCCUCACGACGUUCCGCUUGUUCAUCUUCUUGCACUCCUUGCACCCAGAGUUGGGAGAUUGGCUGCAGGAUUGGCUCCCCUCCAUGGCAUGCAAGUGUCCAGCGCUCACCCAACUCCAGCUUGAUUGCCACGGUUUUGCAGAGCCUCCCAAUUUCAAGACAUUCAAUAACUUGAAGGUGCUACAUUGUAUGAUUAAUGGAAGGGAUGAAAUUGAGGUUCUUCUCAGAAGCGCUCUGCCUGACGUCGAGGACCUCUACAUCGACUUUUACCCAGGAGAAGUUCAUGACCUCACCGUAGACUUUUCACUUGCACCGACGUCGGUGAAGUCCCUAACGCUGCCUUCCGUCGCUCUGGACGAUGACUCUUACAAGAACCUCCUGCGGAUGCCAAAGCUGCAGCGAGUCUUCGUCAAAAACGAGAAAUUCUCACUGGCUCAGCUGAAACAACUCGUGGCCCACGUUCAGCUGGUCGAGAUCGGCGCCGCGAUGGUGUUCGUGGAUCUCGCCACGGCACAGGAGCUCACUGAGCUGCGCAGGAAGGCGCUGGCCGAGGGCAGGUACAGGUUCCCUUCACUGUACCUCGACCACGACGAGCCCCUCGUGCUUCAUGUCAACUACACUCACCAUGCGGCCUUUGCAAAUCCUCUCAUCAAAAUCAAAGACCACAAGCUGGACAAGUACAUCUACGAGCGCGUCGGGUCGUGUCGCUUGGACAACGAGUGGCUGUUCUACGGCCACGAUUUUCUCCAGAACAUGCAUGAGCUCCUGCGCGACUCUCAAAUCUUAUAUGGACAUCUACGUUGACCACAGCGAUGAUUUUGACGACUACACCUCCAGCUCCAACCACGACGAAUAUGGUGGAGACGACGCCUAGCUUUAUGAUGAUCAACUCGACGAAGACAUGUGUACGUUCAUGGUCCUUAGAACUUUAGCUUUUGUAAGAAAUUCAGUUUCAAAUUUAUAGUUGUCAGAUGUUUUCAAGUUGGUACGUUCCAAAUAAUAUUUAAGUUAAGAAAUUUCGAGGCCAUGACUACAUAUUCAAAUAAGGAGAAUUUCAGUUGGAAAUAGGGAGAAAUUUUGUUAUAUGCUUUAUUUCAAAACCGCCUUGCAGUAUAAUAUGUCGCUGAAUGAACGAUUUAUGUAAUUCAAGACUCGUUCGAUUUAUAACAGUUGAAAAUUGAAAAAAACGCAGAAAGAGCCUUUCCUAAAGGUUCCUGAUAGCGAGAUACAGCCCUUAACUAACUGGUCUGUUGUUAUAUGCGAAGUCUUUUUUUGUAGUUUCUUUCUCCUGAGUUUUAAUCACAAAUGUGAACAGGGAAUGUUGAUGUCACUUUAAACAAAAGGCUGUUUCUUUAAGAGAUUUUAUGAUGCAUCGAAAAAUAGCCAUCGAUGACAACGUUAAAAGUUCUUUUUCAUUUCUAAUAAGCUCUAGCAAUGUGCUUUUUGUUUCAAUAAAUAUGAGUUAAUCCAUGACAGGAACUAAACUGUUACUUACUAAUAACGUCAUUCGUGGUCUGGGUUAUCUUUAGAUUUCAUUCCGAGAUUGAUAAGGCUUUGUAUAUAUUAUAUAAUGCAUUUUCCAGGUUUGUUUAGCAUGCAAGUUUGUGUUUUUGAAGGGCCCCUCCAUACUGCGGGGUCGCGACGUUACUAAGUGUUGAGCAUAAGUCCUUGUUCUCAGCAACAAAUGUCGAGUUUUCCUUCAUCUUUUCCUGGUAUGGAGACUUUAUUAUCGAGCAAACAUUGUGAUCUCCACAUUCUUUCUGUAGCAUCGCGGAACAUGUGCAUCGGAACAUUUUCUUACCUUUAGUAGUUGCGCAUUCAUUAUUGUUUACAUUUAUUCAAUAAACAUGACGGA